AUGAUAGCCAGCAGUGAGUUCUGGGAGAAGGAGAAGGAGGCGCCGCUGCUGAACCGCAACGCUAACUUCUUCAGACCCGAGUCUGCUGAUGAGUUGCUGCAGCGAGCUCAGCGGCUGCUGCAGCUGCUAGACAAAAAACACGGAAAAGAUACAAUAGAACAAAUCUCUCUCAAACCCAAUUGCGAUGAUGAAGCAGCUAAACGUAUAUUUAAGCUCGAUGCCGAAAGAACCUUCAAGUCUGAAGAAUGCAGACAACAGCUCGUUGAGGUGUUGUCUUCUCUAUGGCCCGAGUUAUUAGAUUAUCAUCAGGGUUUGGGUUUUGUGGUUUCUUUUUUGUUGCUGGUGUUGCCUGCAUCUGACGUGCUGCGUCUGUGUGUGGGUCUUCACCGGCUGUAUCUACAGGGGUAUUUCAAAGCAGCUCCUGUAGCAUAUGUACGAGAUGCUCGUGUUAUGCAGAAACUAUUAGAUCAGCGACAACCUGAGCUGGGCUCACACCUGAAGGAGUUGGCUUGUGCUGAGGCGUAUGCAAGCAAGUGGUUUGUUGGGUUGAAUGUACAUGUAUUAACUUUUGAAGCUUUGUUUGACUUUAUGGAGGCUUUAAUUGAAACAGGAGAUGUAUUUCUUUUUCAGUUUGCUCUUUCUCUCGUAGACAACUGCAAAGAUGAACUGCUGAAAGCUGCGAAUGCAGCAGAAGUAUUAGAGAUACUCAGACUUGAUGCUGUGAGAUAUACAAAUAAACACAAAGCACACAACCACGAAAAAGAAGGAUCUUUCUUCGUUAAAAUCGUUAAAGAUGCAAGAGAAGUACAAAUCGAUGAAGAACAUAUUAAAAAACUGAGGGAGGAGGCUCUGGAAGACCUCCGGCUGGAGGAAGAGAGGAGAAAACAAAGAGACAAAGAGGUACGUUACACUCCAAAUAUAUUUAACUAA
Eimeria mitis is the source of this 930-nucleotide messenger RNA. RefSeq lists its product as uncharacterized. The transcript has 3 exons. The record is from RefSeq and is a predicted model, not a curated record. Lineage: Eukaryota; Apicomplexa; Conoidasida; Eucoccidiorida; Eimeriidae. The coding region runs from base 1 to 930 and encodes 309 amino acids.